AUGUCUUCUGCAAAAGUUCCAAACUUAUCAAGAAUUAAAAGUAAUCUAGAAAAAAAGUUUAUUGAUGUCUAUGGGAAUAAUCCCUAAAACCAAGAAAUACUUGAUUACAUAAUAAGAGAGUUAAAAGGGGAAACAGCAUAAAGUGAAAAGAAAACUAAAUCAUCAUAACAGAUAUAUUCUGAAGAUAAGGCAGUCUAAUCAAUACCCUAAACUGCCCCUUAAUUAACCGAAAAAAUCAUUGAUAAAACCAAAGAACCAUCAAAUAAAAACUCUAAGGAAUCUCAAAAACUAUCUAGUCAUCAUGGUAGAUCAGUAUAUGAAAUUGAUUCAUUAAAAUGGGGUUAAUAUGCAAAAGAAUAAGAUUUCAAGUAAAAAUAAGAGGAUGAAGAAAAAUAGAAAAAAUUAGCACAAUAAUAAGAAGAUCUCAGGAAGUAGUUAUGUGAAAUCAAGUUAAGGAAACUCAAAGAGAAAGAGGAUGAAAAGAAUUCAGACAUUAGAUUUGCAGAGUAACAAAAAUAAUAGAUCAAAAAACAAGAGGAACUUUCUAGAUAGAAUAAAGAAUUAAAAGCUUAGUAAAAAAAAGAAGAACUUUAAUAAGUCAAUACUUACUUAGAUAAUUUAAAGAAAAUGGAAAGAAAAAAACAAAAAAUUAGAAUUGCAGAAGAGCAAUAAGAAAUUGCUUAAGUUUUAAGAUAGAUGCAUUUAGAAGAUGAAAUUAAUAAAAAAAAAAAAUUAGAAAAGUAGUUAGAAAUGUAGAAGGUCCUAAAAUAAUAUGAUGAGGAUUAAGAGAAAUAAAAGAAAGCUAUUGAAAAAGAAAAAGAGGAGGAUAGAAAAUUAAUGAAAUAAAAUAGUGAAAUUAUAAAAAAAAGGGAUGAAUAGAGAGAAAAAGAAAAAAAUGAUAGAUUAAAUAAAAUAGAAGGAAUAGCCAAUAGAUUUUAAUAAACUGUUGAUAGGGAAUUACAAGAAAGAAUAAAAGAGGAAGAGAGAAAAUGUUAAAAGCAUAUGAAGGCUUAGGAAGAAAAAGAAAGAAAAGAAGAAGAAAGAAAGAAAAAGUCUUUGGAGAGAAAAACUAAGGAAAUGACUGAUGAAUUAAAAAGACAAAAGUAAUAAAGAGAAGAUGUAAAAAAACGAGAAAUAGAAGAAGAUAAAUAAUUAGCAAAAGAAAUUAAAGACAAAAUCUUGAGAGAUGAAAAAUUGUCAUUAAUAAAGAAAGAAAAGUAUAAUGAAAAAAUCUUAGAAACAAAUUAGAUAAUUAAAGAUUAAAUGGUAAUUGAAGAGAAGAGGAAAAAGAAAAAAAAUAUAUGA
Messenger RNA from Paramecium tetraurelia, 1305 nucleotides. RefSeq lists its product as uncharacterized. The record is from RefSeq and is a predicted model, not a curated record. Lineage: Eukaryota; Ciliophora; Oligohymenophorea; Peniculida; Parameciidae. The transcript is spliced from 3 exons.